Molecule: messenger RNA, 3963 nt
Organism: Closterium sp. NIES-67
Lineage: Eukaryota; Viridiplantae; Streptophyta; Zygnematophyceae; Desmidiales; Closteriaceae
Source: the annotation of a GenBank genome assembly
GCCACACCACCAUAGCCCCAUCAUGCAUGGUACUGCAUGCCUCCAAUCCAACCCAGACCAGACCCAUGCCCCCAGUCGUGCUCCUGCGCACUCUGCCACGGCGCUGCUCUCGUGAUCUUGCGCCUCAAUCUCCACCGUGCAUCUUGCAUACCCUUUCGAUUGUGUAAACUGUACGCUGUAAUGUACGGUACAGUAUUCUCAAGCCGCGUUUUACUUCACCUCGUUUCGCCCCGUCGAAUGCGGGUGAACGCCGCCGCGCUCACCUUGGGGUGCUCGCAAAUCCAACAGCUGCCUGCGAAAGCCAUAUUUAUUUCUGCCUGUACGCUUUAGUAGCAUGCAUCGACCUUCUCGCCUCGCUACAACAAGAUCAAGCGCUCCGUUUGCGAGCCCAAAUUCCACUCAGUACCUCUAGAAUCACUGCCUCAGUAACUUCGACUCAAUAAUUCCUGACUUACUUCCGACUUAGUAGUUCACACUCCUGUUCUUGCCGCCGCCGGCUGUGGCUCUGAUUUGCGCCAGUCAAGCUCUCCUAGUGCUCGAGGGGGAUUAACAGAACUUUAGAUUCGCAGCGAAACCCUCUUCCUCUGCCACACGCCCUUCAUCUCUCGAAUCUGCUCAGUCCCCGACUCCUCUCGUGUAGCAAGCACUUCCUCCGCCCACGCGCGCUGCCUGAAUUCCCGGCGCCACCAGCAUUUGCGCCGCAGCCUGUUUCAUCUAUCGCAUUGCAUCUACCGACCCGUUUCACCCGUUUCAUCUGACCCGUUUCAUCCGACCCGUUUCAUCCGACCCGUUUCAUCCGCGCCACUCAAAGAGUAACUUAGUCGACACUCCCCGAAUCCCCACGAGGCGUCCGCCAGACAGCGCGCCACCGCCGUCGGGUUCCAUUGCGUCUACCGCCGGGGGCGGUCAUAGAAUACAAGAAACCCGCCGUCGAACCCGUCAUGGCUCCUCCUCCACCUCCACCGACGUCGUCGCGCACUCAUCGCUCCCGCCGCCAGGCUCCGCGCCUUCUCUCGCGGCCCCUCCUCUCUGCCCGCCUCUCCCCCCUCCUCCUCCUCCCCCUCCUCUCCUGCUCGCUCGUGAGGCUACUCCACGUCGCGUCCCUUCAAGAUGAUAUCGCCCCCCCGCCUCCGCAACCCACGGCGCCCACUUACCUCUAUAAAGUCUACCUAAAUACCGCGCCGCCCGUCUCCCUGUAUCGUGGCGGAGUCGCCGGCUUUCCCGCCACCGCGGGGCUGUCCGACGCGCUCAAGGGGAUGGCGGGGGGCCUGCGCGGGGCCGCGCGCCGUGCGCGGCAGCAGAUGCGGCGCGGGCCGCUGCGCGAUUUCGCCAAGUUUCUCGGGCAGGUUCAGAGAAAAGUUGCUGAUGACGUGAAGCUGCCCAUGUCGAAAGUUCUGUACAGCUACAAGUACGUGAGCAACGGCUUCGCGGCGCGGCUGACUCUAAAGCAGGUGCAGCAGCUGCGGCGGCACCCGCAGGUGGCGGCGGUAAAGGCGAGCCGGCGCAUAGUGGCCUCCACCACGCACUCGCCCGCGUUCCUCAAUCUCCCGGGGACCCUGUGGCCCGCCAGUGGCGGCGUGGAUGCGGCGGGGGAGGAUGUUAUCGUGGGCGUGAUUGACAGCGGCAUCUGGCCCGAGCACCCCUCGUUCACUGACAAUGGCACUCAGCACUACGGCCCGCCCCCCGCGCGGUGGGCGGGGCGGUGCGAGCUGACCAAGGACUUCCGCCAGUGCAGCCGCAAGGUGAUCGGCGCGCGCUUCUUCGCGUGCUGCGGCGUGGACGCGUCCGUGGAGUACUGGAGCGCCAGGGACGCCGCUGGCCACGGUUCCUGGUGCGCUGGAGCGGCAGCAGGCAACAAUGGCGUGAUGGUGGCGGGUCCCAACGGCGGCUCCUUCGGCGCAGCGAGCGGCAUGGCGCCGCGCGCGCGCCUGGCAGUCUACAAGGCGCUGUGGAAAGGGGCGGACGGCACCACGGCGGGGGAGACGGUGGAUAUUGAGGCGGCCAUUGACGCGGCGGUGGCGGACGGGGUGGACGUGCUGAGCAUGUCGUUCGGUGACCUGGGCAUGGAGGCCACUUACUUGAGUGACGGGGCGCUGCUCAAUGCUGCUCAGGCGAAUGUGGUGCUGGUGAUGGCAGGGGGCAACGAGGGUCCGCCCCCAACCUACUACAACUACCGCUCCCUCACCAAUGUCUCGCCCUUCUACCUCACCGUCGGCGCCAGCACCAUAGGGCGGCAGUACCACACGGAGCUGACUCUCGGCAACGGCGUCUCUCUGAAGGGCGUGGGCGUGGGGGGCAAUGCGGACACGGCAGCAGGGCUGGGGAUCAUCUCGGGCGCACAGGCGGUGGUGGAGGGGGGGGACGCGGACAAGGCCCAGCAGUGCUUCGACACGAUGCUGGACCCAUCCAAGGUGGCCAACAAAAUCGUGGUGUGCGACAGGGGCGUCACCACCAUUCUCUCCAAGGUCUCAGUCGUCGCCUCUCUGGGCGGCGCGGCGAUGGUGCUGGCUAACGUGGCGAGCAGCCCCAGCACGACGGUGGAGCUGGUGGAUGGCGCCACCAUCCCCACGCUGCAUGUGUCGCUGGAGCAGGCGGCUGUUAUCAUGGAGUACCUCGAUAGCGCUGACAGCCCCACGGCCACUCUGGCAGCGAUAGCCGAACCGGCAGCGGCAGCAACACCCGCCCCAGCUGUCACCUACUUCUCCUCCACAGGCCCAGUGGCUGAGCCCUCCAGCACGCCCCGCAAGCCGUACCCCACCAACGACAUCUUAAAACCCGACAUCAUCGCCCCGGGCUUUAACCUCUGGGCGGCUGGUGCCGGGAGCAGCCUCGCCACGCGGACAACUCCGGUGUUUUCACUCCUCUCUGGGACGUCGAUGGCAACGCCCCACAUGGCGGGGAUUGCGGCGCUGGUAGUGCAGAACCACCCCGACUGGUCCCCUGCUCAGGUCAUGUCUGCCAUACUCACCACUGCCAGCACUACCAACACCGCGGGCGGGCCGAUUCUGAAUAGCCUAGGGCAGCCGGCGACACCCUGGGAGAUGGGUGCUGGGCAUGUGAACCCUGGGGAUGUUCUCGACCCCGGGUUGACUUUCGACGCCAGUUUCACGGAUUACCUCUCGUUCCUGAGUGGGCAGGCGGGAAAAGUUUCCUUGAAGAGUCUCGGGCUGGGGAAAGCUGCUCCCCGGGGCCUGAAAGCCAUCCCUGCCUACAAUCUCAACCGCCCGGCUAUCUCCGUCUCGCGGCUGCUGAAAACCGUUACAGUCACCCGGUUCGUGACCAACGUCGCCGACGCAAACUCGACCUACACUGCCAAGGUCGUCCCUCCUGCGAACGUCAAGGUGGUUGUGAAGCCGCUUGUUCUGUCGGUAGCAGCCGGCAAGACGGCGAGCUUCACGGUGCAGUUCACAGUGACCAAGGCGUCGUCGCAGUUCUCGUUUGGGAGCCUCACCUGGGAGGAUCAGGCGGGGCACGUGGUGAGAUCCGUGCUCGCCGUGCAGCCUGUGAAGAAGUAGACCCCGAGUCAGGACCGAAGGCUUUCAUCUUCGGGAAUGGCAUGACGGUAGUAGCCAGGGUUUUCAUAAUCAGGCUUUCGUCUGCAGCAGUCCAGUCCAGGUCAGGGCUUUCAUUUCUGGGCGUUGGCAUGGUUUUGUUUGGGCUGCUUUGUGUUGGGUUGGGUUGGGUUGGGUGUACCAUAGCCCCUUCCUCCCUUGUUCCUGUUCCUGCUUUAUUGCUUUGACUUAGACAACUCAAUCUCUAGCACCUCUCUUUUGUGUAGAUAAGCACAGUAUUCUGGCUCAAUAAUGCACUAUGCAUGAGGGUUGCUUUUGCAAACCAUAGGAGAUGACAGGUCACAGGUGCUGUGUGUCAACAAAUAAUGUGUAUAUGUUAUAGGCCAGAUAGGUGCAUGCUCAUAUAGAGUACAAUACCUUAGGUAAUACUCCCUUGUACCCCAUCAUUCUA